Messenger RNA from Mycotypha africana, 1410 nucleotides. RefSeq lists its product as uncharacterized. Lineage: Eukaryota; Fungi; Mucoromycota; Mucoromycetes; Mucorales; Mycotyphaceae. The transcript has 8 exons. Gene Ontology annotation, cellular component: membrane. The record is from RefSeq and is a predicted model, not a curated record. The coding region runs from base 1 to 1410 and encodes 469 amino acids.
AUGCAGAACAGUAGCCAUGGUCCCUCAGAUAAUAAACAUGAUAUGCUUCACAUCACACUUCAUCAAAUAAGUUUUCUUAUAACAGGCUUAUGCACAACAUUGGGGAUGCAAUGGUUGUUUUAUAAAGGCGCUGCAACUUCCAUGAGUUUAUUGCCUCAAUUGUCGAGCUACACAGGGAUGCUAUUAAUAGGCGCAUUCAUCCCUUUCUUAAUCCGAAGAAAAAGCAGAAGGAAAUCCAUGCAAUAUAAUAUGCUACCAUCGACCAGUGCAACUGAAGAUCAUCCCAUGAAUUUGCUGGAGCAACAGCUACUUUCAGCAGAUACACUCAGCUUAUCACUAACAGCACUAAAUGUAGAAAGUAAAGAGGAAACAAAGGGAUUUGAGGACCAAGACCUGUCUUUGGACACUAGUUGUUAUGAAGAGCAAUCAACAGCAGCAAAAGAAGAACAGGAUUCAAUACAUGCACCUGUUCCUCAUUUGAAAAUAAUAAAAUUAGCAACAUUGGAAUUGUUCUCAAGCGUUACGUUGACGAUAGGGUUUUCCAUCAUCGGCAGUGGGAUGUACCAAGUCAUCUACAGUAGUGUGGUCAUUUGGUGUGCUAUUUUGACGUGGAUAUUUAUGAAACAAUCCUUGUCGAAAAUACAAUGGUUAGCCAUUAUCGGCACCAGCAUUGGCUUGGGUAUCUGUUCAUUCGAUAAUUUCAGAGCCCCGCCACUGCAACAAACAUCAUUAGAUUUAGAGUUACCAAUGACGUUUAAUGAUAAUACAAGUCAGGUCAGUAGUCAUACAGUCACAUUGGGCGGUACGCUUAUUUCUGCGUGUAUAUAUGUGUAUUCUGACAAGGUCCUGUCAAGCAGCAACGAUAAAGGUAAACAGCCUUUACCCGCUAAAAUAUGCUGCUGGAUGGGUGUCUACACCUCAUGCUAUACAUGGAUUUGGAUGUUCAUUUAUACCUUACCAAGAUUUGCUGACAUUAUUCACAUUGACGCGAACACAACAACUUUCGAGGUGACACUCGCUUACACUAUUGUGACAGUGGCACAUACAUUACAUUCCUAUAAUUAUUACGAACUUAUUGAUCGUACCGGCAACGUUGCUACUGGCAUUUUACAAGGUUUACGCGCCAUUCUCGUCUAUGCUAUUAGCCAUGCUUCCUUUUGUCAAAACGACUCGGCACAGUGCUUUACAGCAUCGAAAGGUUUUGGCUCACUCGUUGUUAUUGGUUGUGUCUUACUAUUCACGUUAGCCUAUUGGAGACCCUGGAUGGUGGAGCAAUUUAUAAACACCCAAUGUACUAUGAUGACCUACGGGGAAUUUAACCUUCCUCCGUCUUGCAUUAGUCCACAAUUAAGACAAGGAAAAUGGGCAAAAACAAAGAGAAAGAAAAACUCUUUCUCAAAAUCUACAUGA